GCAGGGCGGAGAGAAGGUGAUCAAUCUCCAUCCGCGUGCGUCACAAAUCACCUCCAACUCUCUGAUGCGCAAAUGACUUUCAGCUAUUUGGGCGCAAAAGCAGCCGGAGCCGCACCGAGGACGCGCUGACGCUCGUGUGCGGUUGAUCCUGGCUGCGUGUUUUGUCCGUGAUGUUGCAAACUGUUUGACUUUUUGCGCCCCGCAGACUUGCUGCCGCUGCUGGAUAAUUUGCCGCACUGAGGUCUCAGGAGGACGGAAGGACGCGCGUAAAGGCAGUGACCCGGACAGCCAGACCGGCCCGAGUCCCGUCAAGCUGCAGCAGCGGGGGGAAUCGAACCUGUGGCCUGAGCUGUGCGGAGCAGUGAGUGCCUGUAGCAUGAUGUCCUACCUCAAACAGCCCCCGUACGGCGUCAACGGCCUGGGGUUGAGCGGAGCCGCCAUGGACCUCCUGCACCCGUCCGUGGGCUACCCGGCCACGCCCCGGAAGCAGCGCAGAGAGCGGACCACCUUCACGCGCUCACAGCUGGACGUCCUGGAGGCGCUGUUCGCCAAAACCCGGUACCCGGACAUCUUUAUGAGGGAGGAGGUGGCCCUGAAGAUCAACCUGCCCGAGUCUAGAGUCCAGGUGUGGUUCAAGAACCGACGGGCCAAAUGCCGCCAGCAGCAGCAGAGUGGCAGCAGUGCCAAAACCAGGCCGCCUAAAAAGAAGUCUUCUCCUGCACGGGAGAGCACAGGGUCGGAGAGCAGCGGCCAGUUCACGCCCCCCGCCGUCUCCAGCACGGGUUCGUCCUCGUCUUCAUCCUCGUCCACCAACCACACAGGCCCGGCUGCCCUCAGCAGCACCUCUACCUCCAUCAGCACUGUGUCCUCCAUCUGGAGCCCGGCUAUCUCCCCCGGAAAUGCUCCGGCGCCGGCUGUGGCUCCUCUUCCAGAGCCCGGCCCGCCCUCUAAUGCCUCCUGUAUGCAGCGUUCAAUGUCAGGCUCUGCUGCCGCCGCCACCUCCUACCCCAUGUCCUACAACCAAACGCCAGGUUACGGCCAGGGCUACCCUGCCCCGUCCAGCUCCUACUUCAGCGGGGUGGACUGCAGCUCCUACCUGGCCCCCAUGCACUCCCAUCACCACCCUCACCAGCUCAGCCCCAUGACGGCCUCCUCCAUGUCGGGCCACCCGCACCACCACAUCAGCCAGUCAUCAGGCCACCAUCACCACCACCACCACCAGGCUUACGGCGGCUCCGGCCUGGCCUUCAACUCCUCCGACUGCCUGGAUUACAAAGAGCAGACUGCAGCGUCCUCGUGGAAGCUCAACUUCAACACCACAGACUGCUUGGACUACAAAGACCAGGCCUCCUGGAGGUUCCAAGUCUUGUGAUCCCCCCCUUUUUUUUUUUUUUUGCUCGUCUGCUGCCCUCACUUUUCUUUUCAUAUUAGCCUCAUGCUCGUUUUCAAAAGACAAAUGGUUCAUGAACCAUGAGAGCAGGAACUCUGCAACUGGACUUCCUCUCUGUCCUCAAAAAAAAAAAAAAAAAACGAAAGAAAAGAAGCAGCCGUGUGAACAGAACAUGAAAAGCUGAGUAACAGUGGAAUGUUCCGUCUGCUCACAGUGAAGGUUUUUUUUUUUUUUUUUUUUAAACAAGCCUCAUCUUGGAUAACCUAAAAGAAAAAACACAAAUAUACACUUCAACCAAACUCCUCGAACGAGCAGCUUCUCUGGAUAGAAGGAAUACUUGUGGCGGCGGCAGCGUCCUCAGUACCUCCCGUCUGAUCCUGUACAGCUUUUGUUUCUGAAAUUUGUUAUUUUAGGACGACAGAGAUUUUAGUCAGCGACGUCAAGGAGCUGAAAAGUGUAAAUAAGUAUUUGGGUCAGUUACAGUGACCAUGUUUAGUUGGUGUUUCUCAAAUUGUUUAUUACCACUUGGAGCAAAAAGAAGAAGAAGAAAAAAACCUUGUAUGUAAAUCAUUCCAAAGAGAACAAAUCAGCCAUCAACUUCACUUUUUACUUUGUUUUAAGCAGGGGGUAAAGAAAAAAAAAAUGUUUUGGAAAUCUGAAAUUUCUUGGGGUGGAAUCUACUGGACACUUUCCAGAUUUUGGCCUUCACGUUUUACAAACCGAUCUCCUUUCUCGGGCCUCGUUGUGACAUUUGGACGUUUGAUCUUCAGCACUUGGCUUAACCGCUCUCCUUUUUGAGAGGAAUGUGGAUUUGUAUUUCCAAAAUGACAGUGAAAUGUUGAAUGUAUCUUUUAAAAGCAACCACCCUCACAUACAUGUUCAUCCAAUAAAGAUUCCUUAAGUUUUAUUU
This is a messenger RNA of Thalassophryne amazonica, 2300 nucleotides long. RefSeq names its product orthodenticle homeobox 1 (gene otx1). The transcript is spliced from 4 exons. Lineage: Eukaryota; Metazoa; Chordata; Actinopteri; Batrachoidiformes; Batrachoididae. The record is from RefSeq and is a predicted model, not a curated record. Gene Ontology annotation, cellular component: nucleus. Bases 377 to 1372 code for a protein of 331 amino acids. Gene Ontology annotation, molecular function: DNA-binding transcription factor activity, RNA polymerase II-specific; RNA polymerase II cis-regulatory region sequence-specific DNA binding. Gene Ontology annotation, biological process: regulation of transcription by RNA polymerase II; multicellular organism development.